ACUAGUUUUUAAAAUGUGGUUACUUCUAGAUUCUGUGAUACUUGUUUUGAAUUACCUGCUGUUUUUGUUUAUUUAUCAUCCCCGACGCAUUGUACGGGACCUCUCCUACAUCCAAUCAAAGCAAAAACGUAAUAAAUUCCUUACCAAUCAAAUAGCUGUCAGGUCUCCCUGCAACCAAUAAGAGGUCACGAUUUUCGGCGGACUUUUUAAACAGUACCUCUGAAGGAUGAGGCAAAUGAUUUGAAAAAUUGUGCACCGAGCAGGACACGAAAAAACGUCACAGAAACACAGUUUACUCAUUUAUAUCAUUUAUGAACGGGACCACUCUUCUUAAAAAUGUUUUCUAGCGACAGCGUGUCUGUCUGUGUAGUUUCAGCGUGUGCGCUCUUUGCUCUGUGUGACGUGUGCUAUGUGGGCGGGGAAAUGACGGACAUCAACAAAGGGAAACUGGGCGAAGCCGAGUGUCUUGGUUGCACAAGAUCCGAACUGUACCGCACUGCGAGCGGAGCGCAGCACCAAAGCUCACAUGGAAGCGUUACAGCUCCUGAGGCAACUGGAGGCAAGUUUCGAGCAGGAGGCCCACUACGUCCCGAGGGAGACGGGACUCACCCUCAUGGAGUCCACCGAGGAGAAUCAUGACAACAGAGUUUCGGCAAAAUGCCGAGACUCCGAAGUGGAGCAGCUCUGGAGCCUGACCAGCUUCUUUGGGUACAGCACCCAGACCUUCGCCCAGGCGGUCAGCCUGCUGGACAGAUUCCUGGCCAUGAUGAAGGUCCAGCCCAAACACUUGUCCUGUAUUGGCAUCAGCUGUCUCCAUAUUGCUGCUAAGGUGGUCGAGGAGCAGUGCAAUAUUCCAUCGAGCCACGAACUGAUUCGAAUCAGCCAGUGCAAGUUCACGGUUUCAGACCUCAGUCGAAUGGAGAAGAUAAUCGCCGAAAAGCUCAACUUCCAGCAUGAGGCCAUCACAGCAUUAACAUUUUUACAGCUGUACCAUUCUAUAACACUUAUGUAUACCUCAGAGAGGAAAGACAGUUUGAACCUUAACAAACUGGAGGUCCAACUUAAAGCCUGCCUUUGCCGACUUGUUUUUUCAAGAGCAAAACCAUCAGUGUUGGCGUUGUCCCUUCUCACGCAGGAGAUCGAAUACCUUCGGUCGGUUGACAUGUUAGACAUUGCAAAACAAAUCCAAAGGCACUUAAAGAUUACGAAUGAUGAACUUCUCUACUGGAGAGAGUUAGUGAGCAAAUGUUUAACAGAAUAUUCAUCGUCUGAAUGUACCAAGCCAAAUAACAAAAAACUGGUGUGGACCUUAUCAAAACGGACUGCGCAGCAUCUACAUGCCAGUUACAACAGUAUCACUCGACUGCCAACAAUUCCUGAAGGGAGCUGGAAUGAAAGUGAAAGGUACCCGAGUUACACGCUUAGUAAAAUUAUCCAGAAAACGCUUAACAGUUGCAUUUAUAUGUAUGGCAGCAGGUUCUUCUGUAUAAGCAGACCCCCUAAACAAGUAAAUAUGUAAAUGUUAGAAGUGAAGAAAACGUAUUUUAAAUCAUUGUCACUAGACAGUGUUUCACUCAGGGUAGAAAAACAUGCAGUUGCUGAUAUUACCAAUGUGUGUCUUAGGUGAAAUGUUUAUCCAAGUCAGAAUUUGACCUAUUUAUAUAACUGGGAAACUUUACUGGAAGUGUUGAAGACAAGUACCUGGAUCUGGGUUACUAAGCAGGGGGGGAGCUGGAUUUCAAAUGACACAUUUCACACUAUAAGCUCAUAUCCUUAACCACAAGUCUUACAUUUAAAAGCUAAGGUAAUAUAGUGAUUACAGCUGUUAACUAGAGCUUGUAACUGGAAGGUUAUUUAAAACCCUGCUCCUGCUGUAGAACCCUUGAGCAGGAUACUUACAAUGAAUUGCUGUCAUGCAAAUAUCAUGCUCUAUAAAUGAUAUAUAAACAAAAAUUAAAGAAAAUCCAAGCCCUGUAAAGAACUGUGGGUAUGAGGACUGUCAACACCAAGUUCAACUGUGUGCAGUAACAGUCACAUCCUUUGUCUUUUUGCAUGCAGCGAAGACUCUUGCGAGGACAUGAGUUGUGGCGAGGACAGUGUA
Molecule: messenger RNA, 2101 nt
Organism: Scleropages formosus (Asian bonytongue)
Lineage: Eukaryota; Metazoa; Chordata; Actinopteri; Osteoglossiformes; Osteoglossidae
Gene: ccng2
Product: cyclin G2
Exons: 7
Coding region: 527-1519 (330 amino acids)
Source: RefSeq, a predicted model, not a curated record